Cucurbitaria berberidis CBS 394.84 is the source of this 1069-nucleotide messenger RNA. RefSeq lists its product as uncharacterized. The transcript has a single exon. The record is from RefSeq and is a predicted model, not a curated record. NCBI's taxonomy places the organism in Eukaryota, Fungi, Ascomycota, Dothideomycetes, Pleosporales, Cucurbitariaceae. Bases 1 to 756 code for a protein of 251 amino acids.
AUGUUACCCACGUAUCAAAGCCUUCCCGAUUACGUUGACCAAACCUUAGCGAAGCGUGCCUUCAAAGCCAACAAUUCCACCUUCAUCAAGCGUGGAACACGGCACGAGAUUCAACGCGAAGUUGAUGCCAUCUUCUUCGUCCAACGUAAUACAUCAAUACCCGUGCCUUUUGUAAUCCAAUCACACAUUGAGGAGACUGGUAGUUGGUUUUCUAUGAGUAUUGUUGCGGGGUUGACUCUUACGGAUGCCUGGGAUCGUAUGGACAAAACAGCACAAGCAACAACGCAACACGAAAUCACCCAAUAUAUUAGCGAGUUACGGGCCAUCCGUCCUCCAGAGCCAACAUAUGUUGGAUCUUGUCUUGGUGGGCCGGCGUACGACCAUCGUCUCAAUAAUGGCUUUCCCUGUGGUCCUUUCGCCUCAGAGACAGACUUCAAUAACUUCCUUAUCACUCCCGUUACGCGGUGUCCUCGUCCCGAUCUUGCUAUAAAAUAUCGCCAGCAACUCUCAGAUAAUCACAAUAUCUGUUUCAGUCACGCAGAUCUAUGUGGGGAUCAUAUUCUUGUUGAGCCAACGACCGGGAGAAUUACUGGAAUAGUAGACUGGGAAAUGGCUGGCUGGUGGCCCGCCUACUGGGAAUACAACAAAUCAUUGUUCGGGAACAGGUAUAUGCCGUGGUGGAAAGCACUUGUGGCCAAGGUUUUACGCCCAUAUCCGGACGAAUUACAGAUUGAUCGUAUUCUUCAGGUGUUUUGAUUCUGAGGAAGACAGUGCGCUCCAAUCUCCGCAACUUAUUCCGAACCUACCUGUCCUCUCGAAUCCACUACUGGAUCACAUUGUCCUGAUACUGUUUAUCAACGGUAUCCUCCGUCCGCAGCCAAUCCAAGACCUUAAGACUCCAAUCCUGGGUGUUCCAUUUCGAACAUUCAUCAUUGGUGAUAGGCGCAGCUGCUAGAAGCCGUUUGAAGUGGUCGUACUCGUUGAACGGGUCGGCUCCAGUAUCAAGCUCUCCAUUCCUGCUCCCGGACGGAUUGACGUUCACCUGCUCCUCUCUAGAAAUAUAGAAGGC